This is a messenger RNA of Ixodes scapularis (black-legged tick), 2911 nucleotides long. Its product is annotated as gastrula zinc finger protein XlCGF7.1-like. The coding region runs from base 244 to 918 and encodes 224 amino acids. The record is from RefSeq and is a predicted model, not a curated record. Gene Ontology annotation, cellular component: transcription regulator complex; PcG protein complex. Gene Ontology annotation, molecular function: RNA polymerase II cis-regulatory region sequence-specific DNA binding; DNA-binding transcription factor activity, RNA polymerase II-specific. Lineage: Eukaryota; Metazoa; Arthropoda; Arachnida; Ixodida; Ixodidae. The transcript is spliced from 2 exons. Gene Ontology annotation, biological process: regulation of transcription by RNA polymerase II.
GCGCAUGUAGCGGCCGGCUAGCAGGUGCACAUGCGUAAGGGUGCCAUGUACACACAAUAUCUUGUGCAAAUAAAUUACACUUUACAAAUGCGCAAUGAAUUAAAGCGCUAAAAAAAAAAUUCUUUACGAUUUGAAAGUUUUGUUUUCCAAUCAAAAUGCAUAUUUGCUCGAGCGGUACACUGCUUUCCAGAGCCAAGGAGUGUAGCCAACGUGCGCCAUCGCACAUAAUAAAAUACUAUCAAAAUGCAACUUUUUUUUUCUUUUCAGGGUGGCAAUGUUUCAGGGCAACAAGCAUGGAUGGUGAAUCCUCACAGUCGUCAUUUUGAAGCGGGCAUCCGCGCUACGAAACACGGACCUGUCCUGGGAGCCAUUAAAGUUGAAGAAGAGGCCCCUGGUUGUGAAGACGCCGAGGGCAAACGCUCUUCUAAGAAUGACUCGCUCACCGUCUGCCAACAGAUGGUGCACCCACACCGAGAAAAGAAAUAUCAGUGCCGGUACUGCCCUUUCUCCUGCUCCAGGUCGUCAGGCGUCAAGAAGCAUGAAAGGACGCACACAGGCGAGAAGCCCUUCAGCUGCAACGUCUGCCACAAAGUGUUUGCAGAGAAGGGUAACCUGCAAGUUCACAAGAGAAUUCACACGGGUGAAAAGCCCUUCAGGUGCCAGACUUGCCAUAUGGCGUUUGCGGGUAGCACUGACUUGAAGCGUCACAACAUUACAGUCCACACGGGUGACAAACCGUUCAGGUGCGGAACGUGCGGGGCCGUGUUUUCCCGGCAGUUCCAGUUGAGGUGUCACGAGGCACUUCAUGGUGGAGACCCGUUAUUCCAUUGCAAGUGGUGUGGGGAAAGGUUUGUGCAGAAAACCUUUUUAAAUGCACAUAAGACGGAGCACCAUCCACGAGGGACAUCCGCUGUAUAGUAAAGGGCGGUGUAGCUUGGUGUGUUUGUUCAGUGUUGUUUGACCAUUUUGAGUGGACCACCUGUUAACUGAUAGCUUAUUCAUGAAUCAUCUAUGAUCUAUCAAUACUGGGUGCCUUUUAACACUAGGGUCAGGACUGCAAAGAGAACCAUCGCUAAUAGAGAACCCCUCAAUCCCCAUCGCGACAAGUAUACCAUAUUUUCCGAUAUAUAUAUCACACUUCCGCAAUAUAAAUGGCUGUUGUCAAGAAAACAGUGUGUAGGCCGCAGCUUUAUACAAGUUGCACCGCUAUAUUUUCAUGAUCGGCACACCAAAGGUUAACUGAAAAGCCUGCAUACCUAUGUGUGUUACAAUUGCAAUAUUGUGCAAACGAGAGCAGUUUCAAUAUUCUCAUCAAUGAAUUGAACGAGAAAUAUAACCCCAAUAGCAAAUUUUCAGGCCCUAGUGUAUCGUAUUGUGCUAUACAAGAUAGCCACGCGGCGAAGCGAAGAAGUGCUCGCGCUACCAACACGAGCACUCGGGACAUUGUUCGGAGCCUUUGGACUGAAAGGACACACGCCGGACACAGCGGGACGUAACAUUGAUCUGAUAACAAUGUCUCAAGAAUAAAAAAACAUACUCCUAGUUAUAGAAAAUGUUGCAUACAAUUUGCAUCGUUGUAUAAAAUGCAUGGCAGAAAUUUAAAAACAAAAGAGCGACUCGCGCUAGGAAAUACGGUAGGCGCAUUUUUGUUCUGCCAUGCCUCGGAGCGCUUUACUUUCUACCAUUCCUGGAUACCUCAAGUUGAACAUAUUUUGGGACACUGGACUUGAACAGCUGGGCACCUGCUGAAGCAGGUGUAGAGCAUGAAAUGAAACCAGAACUUCCUAUAAAAUAUUUUGAAACCAGAUAUUUUUGUGCAGUAUGUGGUCUUCAGCCAGUUCUCUGCACAAUUCCUUCAGCAUAACGUCCUUGAAAUAACAAUACUUUUUAAAUAUUUGAACCAAGCUGUUAUCUAAAAUUCAUUCACCUGUGUAAAUGAUUCUCCUCCUAAGUAUGCGUAGUAUGCACUUGUGUUGUAUUUCUUGCAUUGGUUGUUUUAAUCUUUCAUUAGCAUUUUGUAUGUUGAUGUAAUCUUUGUGUUUAUGUUUUCCAUGUCACACAGCAGAUCAGCAGAGGUUUGCGGUCAUGAAAAAAAUAAACAAGAAUUUGCCCAUUGACAAAAGGCAAAGGAAAAAAAAGAAGGCAAUUAUUGUCUUAGCAUUCCUUGGAAAUCUUUCGUUUGCGACAUAAACCUCCUUUCAGCUUAGGAAUGUGCUAAGACAACUUAUGAACUAUGACAAGUAAACAAUUAUACUUGGAAUUAAAAUUGUGAUAUCUUAAACUAUGCAAAAUCACAAAUCUCGUUUUAUACUUGCCAGUUAUCAUCACCUCUUGUUUAACUGUGGUUAAGGUAGGCUUAUCAUUACCACUUUUUCUCACAUUCCAGAGAUAUACUUUGUAAUUGGUAAGGUACCUACUAAAUUCUCAACAAAUGGGCUUCUGUCAAGACCAUUCAUUUCAGUAUGCAUUACCUCCACAAACAUGUCAUUCAGUCUUGUCAGACAAAACAUUUGUCAUUCUCUUAUUAUUCGCAGCUGUUCUGCAACAUAGAAUCACCUGGCCGGAGCCAAAUCCUUGUUAACUCAAGUUUUCGAGCUACCAAAACUAAGUUUCUUUUGGUAACAUGUCGUGCAGUUGCAUUUAUUUGCGUUGAUAUUGCCGUGGUCUUGUUUUUAUUUAUAUUCUUGUGUAACCCACCACACUCACUCCUCUGUAAUGCCUUUAGACAUGAAGGUAACUGAAUAAACAAACAAACACAAGGAGAGAGUGGAAGUGCCAAACACAUACAACCCAGCAUUUGUAGUUUGACUCUGUCCCUGUGCUUUUUUUUUUUUAAAUUGGAAUACCAUGCAUUGCCUAGUUCAAGUCAAUACUUUGAUGCACCCUAAUAACACAGCAUGAAUAUCACCUU